AUGGCAGACUAUGACAGAAUAUCCGAUAACCCAAAUAUCGUGUUUGUGUUUGCUAUGGUCGCUAUCCUUAUAACGGUUUUCACCGUCUUUGCCAACGGUGUUGUCAUCACAGCUGUCGUGUACGCACAUGUACAACGUAAACACAACGGACAGACAAACAAGGUCAAGAGGUCAACGGCGGCCAUGUUGCUGAUGACGUCAAUGUCCGUCGUUGAUUUUGUCGUCGGUCUUGUCGUCAUGCCCCUGUACAUUCCGGACUUGAUCACCAAUGGGGAAAACAUUCUCGAUUUUUCCUGGAACUGUGCCAGGUACGUCCUCGACGUCAACUUUUGCACCGUCUCCAUCUACCACGUGGUCGUCAUGGCAACCGACAGGUACCUGGCUGUAUGCAAGCCGCUGGUGUACAAGGCGCUACCCCCGAAGGUGACUUGGGUCAUGCUAGCUCUAUGCUGGACAUUGCCUACACUGAUUUAUUUACUGUUUUUAUCUAUAGACGCUAUGUCCGGCGAGACGACCAACAAUUCAACCACCUCCGCCCAAUCUUGUGAGCGUUCUUCAAGUCUGGCAACGAAAAUCUCCAUGGGGGUUUUGGCAAAUCUCCCGAUGUCAUUUGUUUACGUUUUGUAUUUUCUCAUCCUCUUGGAGGUCUACAGAUUUAAUAGCAGGAGGAAACACUUCUUCGGGUUUAACCAGUCUAACCAGAAAGAAAGCAAGCAAAAUGAAGAUUCUUUCAAUCCAAAAUCACCAAUUAACAAAAUUACUAAAAAUCAUGUUGGAAAGAAUGUUGUAUUAAACACACAGAGAAGUUUAUGUACCUCAACAUAUAUAAAAAGCAACAGUGGAGAAACGUGUGGUAUUCAAAAGAUUCCUACAAACACAGAAUCUGACAUAGAACACUCAGAUCUAUGCUGUCAUAAAGCUUCUAGGAAUAAAGAAGACGUCGGUCGUGAUGGCUGUAAAGAUGAAGACGUCAGUCAUGUUGGCUGUAAGGGUGAAGAAAACGUGAGUCGUGCUGAAGAAGACGCUAUUGAUGAUAAAUUUAUGAAUGGAGAAGACGUCAGUGGUAAUUGUUGUAAGAAUGGAGAAGACAUACAACACAAAGACAUUAAAAAAGAAACGUUGGGUCACCGGAAGAGCGUCAGAGCGCCUGCGGGAGGAAGUACGAGCAGCUUAAGGGCCGUAAAGACAAUCGGAGAGAUCGUCCUGUGUUUCAGCCUCUGCUGGUUGCCUCUAGCGUUUUAUUAUCUGAUCAAAAGCUUUUACGACAUUCACCUGCCUCUGGGGACUUAUCUGGCAUUAAGCUUUUUGGGCUUUCUUAACUCGGCCAUUAAUCCAGUCUUGUUGUACAAUAAUCUUUCUAUAAGAGCAUCAGUCAUGUCACUUAUAUUCCCUGCAACAAAAAUUAAACCGUAA
Physella acuta is the source of this 1413-nucleotide messenger RNA. Its product is annotated as tyramine receptor Ser-2-like. The record is from RefSeq and is a predicted model, not a curated record. Gene Ontology annotation, cellular component: plasma membrane. Gene Ontology annotation, biological process: G protein-coupled receptor signaling pathway. Gene Ontology annotation, molecular function: G protein-coupled receptor activity. NCBI's taxonomy places the organism in Eukaryota, Metazoa, Mollusca, Gastropoda, Physidae.